Enterobius vermicularis (human pinworm) is the source of this 1068-nucleotide messenger RNA. The record is from the annotation of a GenBank genome assembly. NCBI's taxonomy places the organism in Eukaryota, Metazoa, Nematoda, Chromadorea, Rhabditida, Oxyuridae.
AUGGCUCUAAAUAUUGUUGGACGUCUUGCUGCACGGGCUUCGACUAGCAGCUACUCCUACUUGGGUCAACGAUGUCUAGCUACCGCUGCUGCCGGAAAGAUGACUGUAAGAGAGGCAUUAUGUACAGCAAUGGAGGAAGAAAUAAAACGAGAUGAAAGAGUGUUCUUGAUCGGGGAAGAAGUUGCGCAGUAUGAUGGAGCAUAUAAGGUGUCGAAAGGUCUUUGGAAGAAGUUCGGUGAUAAAAGGGUUUGGGAUACUCCAAUUACUGAAAUGGGUUUUGCUGGUUUGGCCGUCGGUGCUGCUAUGGGUGGUUUGCGUCCUAUAUGCGAAUUUAUGACUUUUAAUUUUUCAAUGCAAGCUAUUGAUCAAAUUGUUAAUAGUGCUGCGAAAACAUUCUAUAUGUCUGCAGGCAGAGUUAAUGUACCAAUAGUUUUCCGCGGAACUAAUGGACCGGCUGCAGGUGUUGCUGCUCAACAUAGUCAGGAUUAUUCUUCGUGGUACUCUCACUGCCCAGGUUUGAAGGUCUUGACUUGCUAUGAUUCUGAAGAUGCGAAAGGUUUAUUGAAAGCAGCAAUUCGUGAUGAUAAUCCUGUUGUUCUGUUGGAGAAUGAGCUAUUAUACGGUACUGAAUUCCCAAUGUCAGCGGAAGCCAUGUCAGAUGAGUUUGUGAUUCCCAUUGGGAAAGCAAAAAUACAACGGCCGGGUGACAAAGCUACUGUAGUUGCUUAUUGUAAGGGAGUGCAAUUGGCUUUAGAAGCUGCUGAACAGCUAGCUAAAGAGGGCAUUGAUAUCGAAGUUAUCAACCUGCGUACGCUGCGUCCUUUGGAUAUAGAAACAGUUAAAAAUUCAGUUGCUAAAACUCAUCAUUUAAUUACUGUUGACGGUGGUUGGCCACAGAACAAUAUUGGUGCAGAAGUUUGCGCACAGGUGAUGGAAUCAGAGGCUUUCGACUACUUGGAUGCUCCAGCUGCUCGAGUUACAGGUGUGGACGUGCCGAUUUUGUGUCGGUGUAACAGUAGUUCAAAUAGGUCGUUAAAUAUUGAAAAAUUGUCAAAGGGUUUUGUUUAG